AUGUCUGACGAUAUGAGUAUGCUCUACACAAUUGCCGGCUAUAUUGCCAUCUUUGGCGUCGGCUAUGUGGCCUACCACUACUCCUCGCAGAAGCACCAGGCAAAGGCUGCUCCUGUGAGACCGGCCAAAACCCAGCAGGCUGAGCCUCGCAAGGAGGAUAGGAAGAAGAAGCAGCGCAUGGAAACCUUUGCUUCGGAGGCGCAGGAAGCCUCUAAGAAGGCAUCCAAGGCCAAGGAAGAGGCUAAAGCACCCGACACAAGCGCCUGGCUGAGCAAUUCCAACGACAAGGAUGAAGUCGAUAACCGCGAAUUCGCCAGACAACUCGCCAAGGCCAAGGAAGGCACCAAGUUUGCGGCCAAGGCGGACUCUGGCAAGCAGCGAGAGAAGUCUGUCAAGCAGUCCCGCGCCAACAAGAUGGCUGGUGCGACCGAGGACAAGGAGUCGGCGCCUUCUUCUACCACCGGUGCCGACGCCGAUGACGACCAGUCUCCCGUCACCUCGCCCGAGGUUGGCCCCGCCGUUGCUGUUGCCGGCGACGUCUCCGACAUGCUCGAGGCCGCCCCGGCCCGCCCCAGCAUUCUGCGUCUGACCGAUACCGAGGAGAAGAAGAAGAACAAGAAGGCCCCCAAGGCCGCUGCCCCUGUUGAGACCAAGAAGCAGCGUCAGAACCGCAAGAAGGCCGAGGCCGCCAAGGCUGCUCGUGAGGAGGCUGAGAAGGAGCGCAAGGUCCUCGAGGAGAAGCAGCGCCGUACUGCUCGCGUUGCUGAGGGCCGUGCUGCUAAGGAUGGUUCUCAGUUCAUGGCUGCUCAAGCUGCCAAGUCUGUCUGGAAGGAGGGUGCCCCCAAGGCUCCCGAAGCUCCCAAGACGAACGGUUUCCACCAGCCUCUCGACACCUAUGAGCAAGCCCCUGCCAACGCCGUCAACGCCCCCAAGCCUGCUGGUGGCAACUGGACCGAGUCCCUCCCCUCGGAGGAGGAGCAGAUUGAGAUGCUUAAGGACAAUGACGACGAGUGGAGCACCGUCAAGACCAAGUCGAAGAAGGCUUCCAAGAAGGCGCCUUCGGUUGAAUCCAGCGACGAGCCCUCUGCUCGUCCCGCCGCUCAGCCCCAGCAGCCCAUUGGCAACAAGGCUUCCAAGCCCACCCAGUCCUUUGGAUCGUUCUCGGCUCUGACCAACAAGAACGACGUUGCCGAUGAGGAGGAAGAGGAGGAGGAGUGGGACGUUUGA
Fusarium keratoplasticum is the source of this 1227-nucleotide messenger RNA. RefSeq lists its product as uncharacterized. The transcript has a single exon. The record is from RefSeq and is a predicted model, not a curated record. Lineage: Eukaryota; Fungi; Ascomycota; Sordariomycetes; Hypocreales; Nectriaceae. The coding region runs from base 1 to 1227 and encodes 408 amino acids.